AUGGCGAAAAAGAGACACCUCUGUUUCCUCGCAUCCAAGAAUGGACAUAGAGAUGUCGUGCGGGUGCUUCUGGAAAAUGGAGGAAAUCCAUAUAUCCAGAACAAGUACCUUCAGACUGCCCUCUUUCCUGCAUCAAGAUGGGCAAAACCAUUGAUCGUGGCUACUCUUUUAGAUGCCGGUCUCCCAGCCAACAUACCAGAUAUUUUUGGGAGCACACCACUGUUUUAUGCGGUUGAAAGCGGGUCGGUAGAGACCAUGGAGCUUCUGUUAUCAAGAGGAGCCGAUGUUAGGCGAAUCAACGCCAUGUUUGAGACGGCGCUGUUCGGCACAACUAAACCCAGGGCAGAUGAAUCUUGCGAGUUUGUCUCAAAGGUUAUUCAAAUGGAUGUGGAUUUCAAGGCCAAGGACUUGGGUCUUCUCCAAGGAGCAGUAAAAUCUGGAAAUGCCGAGGUCACUGAAAUUGUCUUGAAUGCUCUCGAAGAGGAGACAAUUUCUGCACAAUCAACGGCCUCGCUUUUGGGAGCCUCAGUGUUGUGUGGCAAUCUUGACGUGGUCAAGGCACUAUUCAGUCAGCUUCCCGCAAACCCAGACAUUGGGAGAGCUUUGUUUGCUGCCGUUUGCACUGGUAGUGAGCUGGUUGACUUCUUCCUUACCAAUACAAGGGGCCUCUUCAGCAGUUUGAUCUUAAUUCCAAAAACAAUUAUGGAUUUGCCCCUCUCCUAUGUGACUCAGAUGCGUCACAAUAACACAGAAUUUGCGAGGCUCUUGCUGCAGAGGGGCGUUUACCCCAACACUAUGGAAAGUCCUAGAGCCGACACUCAAGCGUCGAUGUCUAAAUCGGAUGUACAGAGCCAGUCGGAACUUUCCAAAGAGGCUUUGGACGCGAACGAUCUCAGCGCCCGUGAGAAUUGGGGUCACUGGUUUUUUUUGGCCUUUGCGGCGCACAAUGGAGCAGAUCACUUGGUUGAAUUGAGGCUUGAAUACAAUGCAAACCCAGAUCCCAUUAAUCAGUACGGCGUCAGGCCAAUAUGUUUGGCUGCUCUCGAUGGAAAUGAGGCAGUUGUAAGAAUGCUUCUUGAUAAGAAGGUUGAUCCGAACCGGGUUGAAGGCACGAGUAAAGCACCCUUAUCAUGGGCACUUAAGCGACAUUUGGUUGCUUAUAGAUACGAUUCGUCAAGAAUAAGCGACUGGCCAGGCUGCCAAGCGGUGGAGGCGACAUUCAGUCUUCUGCUCGAGCGCGGUGCAGACCCCAAUCCAAGUGACGGGUCGUCCCCAAUCUUGGCUGCCCUCAGGCUGUAUUCGGAAGACCUGGGUUUGCUACCACUGAAAGCUGGAAGCAGCCCGCAUGUUCGUGAUAUGUAUGAUCGCAUGCCGCUAUUAAUCGCAACCGCUUCUGGAAUGGCACUGUUUGUCGCGGCUUUGCUGGAACUUCCAGAUGAAUGGACGGACCCAGCGAUCACGGAUAUUUAUGGCCGGUCAGCAAUAAUCGAAGCCACAAGGAGGAACAAAGUCGACAUUUUGAAGCUACUGACCCUAGAGCCAAAAAUGGAUUAA
Messenger RNA from Aspergillus neoniger CBS 115656, 1554 nucleotides. RefSeq names its product ankyrin. The transcript is spliced from 3 exons. Bases 1 to 1554 code for a protein of 517 amino acids. NCBI's taxonomy places the organism in Eukaryota, Fungi, Ascomycota, Eurotiomycetes, Eurotiales, Aspergillaceae. Gene Ontology annotation, molecular function: protein binding. The record is from RefSeq and is a predicted model, not a curated record.